UACAGCCCCUGGGAUGUGGCGAAUGUAACAAAACAUGAAUCCAGCUAGAUGAGUGCUCUAUUUCACACGGGAAGACAAAGUCAUCAUGAGAUGGCCAGGCAAAGUACUGGAGGCCCGACUACGAGCAUCACUGAGGCGGCUUUUUAGACGGCGAAAACGCAGAUCUCAAAGGUUGGGUUUGCCUAUGAUGAGUAGGCCUUGUUCUGGGGAGAACUGUCCGAACUACCACGCAAUCAGUCCAUACAGUCGGUGGACAGAUAACGAUGUGUCGCUGGGAUACAGACAGUCGUUCAAGGACACUUCUCCGGUUAGACCUUAUUCAUCCGGCAUAUAUGGUAUUCAAACCCAAGGAAUAGUCAGUCCAACUUAUUCUCCGUUUCUCAAUGAAAUCUGUACGAAGAAGCUCUCGAAGUCGGAUGCCAGCGUCAAUACCGAUGUUAGUUCCGUAUAUCAAGUGCAUGAUGCCUUCAGUCAAGUAGAGCCCGGCGAACCAGAUAAAAUCCUAAACAAUACCUAUACCGAUAAUGCGAUGUAUCUACACGAACCGAGACAUUACAGAAGCAAUAUGCUCACAAGCUCAACAGAUUCUAAGGCACAAAAUGAGUUCCAACCAAGGAGGGAAAUGCAAAAACAUAUGAGUGCUACCUUUAACCCGAAGGCCUCAGAAAUACAAAACGAUAUAAUGCUGGUUGAACCAUAUUACACUGAUCCUUCUCCAGUUGAAGGCACCGAGAUUUCAAAGCGAUCAACUUCUACCCCGAAAAGGAAACAAUUUUAUGCCGGAGAUUCAUAUUUGAGAAUGAAUGUGCCUACACCGGACUGUUUACGACUGCCAGCUUGCAGUCCAAACAUCAAUACACGUUCGUCUUACGAAAUGGACUUGGCUCAAAGACCGUCAACCGAUGACAUGGCGCCAAAAUUUAUAUCAUUUGAGCCGCAGAUUAACGUUGGAAACAGCAGAAAACACUGCAAUUUAUCACAGUGUUCUUUUGCCGGCAACAACUGGAUCAAGCUUUUCCAUGAUGAAUCAGUACAACUGAAAGAAGAAUCACACUCAACGACGUCAGGUCAACUCCAACUUAUCAGCGACCUACUGGUUUCGCCUGUACAAGACCGGUCUCUAUCUUGUUCACAUCAAAAGUCGGCUAAAGAAUGUGGCGAUGAGGAUAUGCUACUGACAAGGCAAAAACGGGCAGGUAUUCUAGCAAAGCAACCAAAUAUCCUUCAUAGUAAACAGUUCAGGUCGAAAUCAGCAUAUGAAUCAGUGAAAGCCGAACAGCAAGCGGCAGGGAGCGGACAAGAGCAUUCGAACAAGCUCCGCAGUAGUGCAAUCAAGCCACGCGCAAGCGCGGUGUCCACUGAUCGGAGUUCUGUAGGUUUUCAUGUGCUAGACGAAUGGGACCCUGGUACCGACUCCCUGGAGGAUCAAAAUGCCUGUAGUUCUCGAUCCGGGAGACAGUCACUAUCUAGUCAGAGACGACCAGGGUUGUCUCGUUCAUGCAGCUUUGCGAAAAAAGCUCCAGAAUCUUGCACCAGCUAUCCGUCUACCGCGAGACGGCCAGCGGAUACCGCUUCGCACCGGCUUUCAGAGACACAAAUGAUCUACCAUAACUGCUCCAUGAUAAACAAGGAACUGCCAACCCGUCGGUCAGAGAAAUCGGACCGUUCACUCCCUAAAUCCACACUGUUCCCACAUUCGGCAUCAGAUGAUGGUGAUGCAAGCAAACUUCGUUUUGAACGAUCAGCUGAUAGAAGCUCGAUAUCUUCAAUACACAACCGGCGGUUUGCAGCAACCAAAUCCAUCACAAUGGCUUCUUCAAAGCGCAGCUUUUCCAGAUCACCAUCGCAAAUCAAGAAGCCUCAAAAGCAGAGAGGAGCCUUGCCUGCAAGCAAUGAUCACAACGAAUGCCCUACGGGACGACAUUCAGACAUAAAGCCCGAUAAACCAUGCAUCUGUCUACUGGUCAAACGUAUGGUGAUUGCACAGUCCAAACCGGUGCUCUAUUCCUGGCACCUGCCACUAAAGAAGCCGGUUACCAAUCCAAGGUUGUCUAGAAGCACUUCUGGAAAACCUACAGGAUUUUCAGCAGAAGCAGAGCACCGAGGUGAGACACCCAGCAUCAGCGCCGGGAAAACCCUUGUCCCUAGUUUGCCAAACUUUCAACUAGCUCGCCCAACUCGUAUGGUUCGAGGUGGACAAGGCACCGUGGCAUGGGUGACAAAUGUAAGCACAGGGCAGUUCUAUGCACUGAAAUUUAAACAACGUGAAGGUCGAUCGGAUAGUACGUGGGCCAUCGAACGCCGUGAGGCCAAACUGUUGCGUCAUGCACGACACGACUUUAUCGUACGGCUGUUCCACAUUUAUGAAACAGAGGACACACUAUUCAUGGCUUUGGAAUGGCUGGAUGGUGGAUGCCUUUGGAAUCACAUAGCGCGAACGGGAACCCUUCCUGAAUGUUACGCCACCUACUACGCAGCCUGCAUACUGUGCGCGCUUCGUUACCUACACUCCAUUUCCAUUGUUUACAGAGAUAUGAAGGCAGAAAAUGUUGUCCUUGAUCAACGUGGCCGACCAAAGUUGAUCGAUUUCGGGAUGGCUAAACGGUUCAGAAGUUCAACAGAAGUGGAUCAGAACCAUGAUUCCUUGGAGGAAGGCUCAAAUGAUUCGGAAGAUUUUGACCAACCACCGACAAGAUACUAUUUCGCGGCGUAUUUGGCACCAGAAAUCUAUGACCAUUCGCAGUCGACUUGUCACUUCAUUGAUUCUUGGGGUCUGGGGUAUAUUCUGGUUGAAAUGCUACUGGGGUAUGGCAUUUUCUUGCCCAUGCCUUGGGAAAAAGAACCGGGUCAGCAUUUGAGUGUCGACUGGAAACUCAAUCUACCCAACGACUCAAACUCGAGGCUGUCACAUAUAUGCGGCGACUUUGUGCACAGAAUGUUACUUCGCCUACCAGAAGAACGGAUGACCCUGGAACAGGCAGAAAAGCAUGCCUUUUUUGCACGUGUCUCAUGGUCACGUUUGGGUACAAUUAGGGGACCGGAUCUAUCGAAAUGUCCGGCGAGGAACGCAACUACCACUCAACCAACCGGCCCGGGAGGAGGGGGAAGAAGAUGGCUGACCAAGUCUGACAAUAUCACGCACGUACCGGACAUGGCAUUUGUUCGGGAGUUUUUCGGGACUGCCUCAAACCAAAACGUUAUCUAUACCACUCAUGCGUUCGGACUGGGAGCUCGAAGAUCUAAGGUUGUCAAGCCGAUUCACACCAAGCCGAAUGACGUCACAUUUAAUGAAAGUCGCAGCCUAAAUUACGGGGCCACCGAUCGGUAUCGAGCAGUGAACAGUACGUCCAGGCCUCAAACCUCGCUAAUCGAAAAUGCAAUCGAAAUCCGUGGCAGCCAGCCUGGGCCGAGGGAAGUGAAAAAGGAAAUCAACAAGGUCGUCCGAAAUCCUCGUCGUCAAGGGAUUUCAGCUAAUUAGAUGGUUUUCUCUGAAACUUUCUUGCCAAAAUGAGUUUGAUGAGGAUAUGUUGUGCACUGGAGUUCGUCGAAGUACGCUUAUCUGGUGCAAGAUCAAACGGCUGGUGUAAAAAUCUGUUACGUCAACAUACUGUGACAGUGUUCUGUGGAGGUCAGCACUGUGCGAUGUGACACAAGCUAGUCAAUAUUCGUUUUGUUUGUGGUCAUAUGGGUAGUUCGUGGGAACACUCUUAUACUCGAUUCCCCUAUUGAUGCACGUCCGGUGCUGCUGUAAACUCUGUUAUUUCCUUGCGCCAAGCAGAAUUUAUUGGCAUUAUCGUCG
This is a messenger RNA of Opisthorchis viverrini, 3799 nucleotides long. RefSeq lists its product as hypothetical. Lineage: Eukaryota; Metazoa; Platyhelminthes; Trematoda; Opisthorchiida; Opisthorchiidae. The record is from RefSeq and is a predicted model, not a curated record. Gene Ontology annotation, molecular function: protein serine/threonine kinase activity; ATP binding. Gene Ontology annotation, biological process: intracellular signal transduction; peptidyl-serine phosphorylation. Bases 86 to 3478 code for a protein of 1130 amino acids. The transcript has 5 exons.